Vespa mandarinia (Asian giant hornet) is the source of this 2825-nucleotide messenger RNA. RefSeq lists its product as uncharacterized. The record is from RefSeq and is a predicted model, not a curated record. NCBI's taxonomy places the organism in Eukaryota, Metazoa, Arthropoda, Insecta, Hymenoptera, Vespidae.
AAAAGCAAUCAAAUUUAUUAGAAAAUUAAUUCCAUUUGAGAGGGCUCGCGUAACGCGUCUAUAUUUAGUCGAUCCAGUAAAUAUGUGAACAUAUUCUCAGACGUUUUAUUUCAUUUAACCCAUGCAUAACACCAUAUGAAUACAAAUUAGUUGAAACAUAUUUUUAUGAAAUGGAAAUCGUAUCUAUCAAGUUCACUUUCCACACUGUAAAGAAACGAAAGUGGCAAGCGUCGUGAUUCGAAUCAAUAGGCGAGACACGACACGCGUGAGAGAAAAAUCAGGACAAUCUAUCAAGAUUCGGGACGGGUUAUGUCGUACGGUUCUCACGUAGGUUCUCUUUGCGUGCGAGGAAUCACGAUAUAUCGAUGAAGGACCAAGAGGGACCUUCGCUAUUUUUUUCUCUUCUGUUUCUUUUUUUUUCCCUCGAAAUCAUUCAGUAUCGAUCGGUUAGUGAAAUCGAGCGUAAUAAACGAUCACGAAAGGAAUCGGCGUUUCGUGCGUGAAAAAUAAAAACUAGAAACAAAAAAAAAAAGAAGUAGACAACUCGAAAGAUCUUUUUUUUUUAUCGUGAUGGAAAAGAAACAUCAGUCCGUAUCCGGUACACCGGACGAGAACGUUUAUCGCAAACGACGUAAUUCUUAUAGCGAAGCAAUGACCGAGGAAAAUACAAUCGAGGAUCACGAUUUACAACACGUGGAACGUCGUUAUUCUCGGGGAAGCUUAGAAACGGGUUCUACCAUUUUACGUAGAAGUACAAAAUCCCGAGAAAAUUCGAGCAUAGAAUCGGUGACCUGGUCAUCGACUAGUUUCGAUUCUAAACGAGAUUUAAAUCGCACAACUUCCGCGAACUCUAGUAGUAAAUCCUGGAGCGAGGCUGAGAUUCACGAGGUACUUCGUUCUUAUCCCGAUAUAUUAUCGAGAUUGACCAGAUGCAAGUGUUACGUGGAUAUAAACAACAAGUGUCAGUGUCGUUGUCGUUAUCAGUGUUCAUGCAAUCAGUGUUGUAACCGUCAGCGUCGUAGGAUAUCCGCGAUCUCAAGAAGAGACUCCUUUGGUAGUUUCAAACGAAAGGAUUCGAGUUACUCGGUAUCGACCUGCCAAAGCUUCCUUCCACCGACGUCAGGACGAAACUCAGCUGUUAGUCUCUAUCGUAUCGGUAACUACAAUGGCCAAGACUCAGAUCAGAACGAAACGAUCGUCAAGAAGGACUCGAUUCAAAGGCGGCAUUCCGAUCAAACGCAUUUCGUUCGUGGCUGCCAGAUCGAAUACGCGGAUAGACGGAGAUACUCUGAACAGACACCGAGAGAUACCAUCUGUGAGUGUACGGCUAGGUGCAAUAACCACUUGAGAUCGAGACUCUCUUCGAGAUUCCUAGCGAAGGCGGGACAGAAAAGAUCUUGGCUGUCCUUUCAACGAGCGAGUACCGACGAUGUCGCUGUUAAAGAAGCCGACGAGACUGACAACGAGAAGGACGGAAACGAUUCAGGGAUUUCAAGCGUUCCUGAGAAUCGCAGAAAGAGUAAUGCGACCGAAGUCAAUCCUAAGAUGUACAAAAGACGAUUUUCCGAACAGCUUAUAUUGGAAGCUGGUCUCAGUAGUUUCCCAGAUUUUGAAACCCUCGUAACCGAACGAGAUGACAAUGCCGAAGACGAGGAAGAAUCUUUCACAGGUAUUAAUGCCAGAAAGAGACUUACUUUGAAGAAACAUUACUAUCCUGAGGGUGGUUGGGGUCGAACUAUAAUUCUCGUGGCCGUUUUAGUACAGUUACUCUCUCAUGGCUUGCAACUCGCAGCAGGAGUUAUCUUGACUCCGACGAUUAAUCAUUUCCAACAUGAUGUCAGGGAUGCAGGUUCAAAGAAAAUCUCUUCGUAUUAAAGGAAAACGAGAGAUCCUUCCACUUGACGCAAUCUCGUCUUAUUAACGUAAACUCCCAACCCUAAGCCUCAUCACGCGAAAGUCUUCUACGAUGCUUCAUCGUCGCAUCUAGGUUGAAGUGGAUUAGAGGACGCGCAGAAAAUUAAAUCCAGAGCCACGCUUGCAAUAACAUCGUGCCAGCUGCAUCAAGUUAAGGUUUGCAUGUGCGUCAUCGGUAGGAGACUCCUUUUUGAAGAGACUCCGGGGAAAUUGUUCGAGAAAAAAGUGGUCAAACCGGACAGAUGUUCGAUCGAUCGUAUUUAGGUGAAUCCUUGUAGAUUAAUCCUAACCUAGAUUCACGUUUCUAGUGCAUAGAACGAAUAUAAAAACAACAACAAAAACAAAUAUUCCCAUCGACUAAAACUCUCGUUGUUCGAAUGAAAAUCUGAAGGCAAUUUUCUAAAGUGCUGGAAUAUCCACGUUAAUUAUCAAAGAUCUCCAUCAUUUUUAGAUCAAUCCGUACGAUAUCAAGUAGCCUCGAAUGGACGAAAGGGAAGGGAAAAUGGAAGUGGAUGGGGAGGGGAAUGGAAGAAGAAUAAUAACUCAUUCUUCAUUGGAUAUUUUUAAAUUUAUUGGGACGAAAAUAGAGGAAAGAACGUGAUAUCUAACGCGUUAAAACUGACACGUUAUCGAUAAUUGAACCGAGUUAUACGAUCAGUUUUAUGAGAAAGACUACCGAUCGACUAUCAUAAAUGUUAAAGGUUGUCAAUGAAAUCUCAUCCUGCUGUAGUUGUAAUCGUCUUACAACUAUCAUUUCCUUUAUAGAAUCUCAUGGAUUUCUUUGUCUUCGAUCGUAAUUGAGAAGAUUUAAUGAUACAACGAUAAUAGAUUUGAAAUAAUCUGUUUUAUUAUCUUUCAUGGAUAUUAACGGUACUUAAAAACAAACAGAAUCGAUUUAAAAUUCUGAGAAC